AACACCACCCAGCUCCAUCGUUCUUCAAGUAGUCAUCCAACUUCUCAAUGUGAUUUUAAACAGCCGCAGGUUGUUGCGCAAGCGCAGCCCAUUGAGAGUGCAUGAAUGCGGAGAGGGGAGAGCACUGGGAGGAUUGGGAAGAGGACUUGGAGGAUUGGGAAGAGGACUGGGACUGUGCGGACCCGGGAAGGCGGACAUGGACGGUCAGAUGUGUUCCGGGCCGCGCCAGGGAAAGACCAAGGUCCCGGACCGUGUGACCCUGAAGAAGGAGAUUGGACUGCUGAGUGCUUGCACUAUCAUCAUAGGGAACAUCAUUGGCUCAGGCAUCUUCAUCUCCCCCAAAGGUGUCCUGGAGCAUUCGGGCUCGGUGGGCCUGGCCCUCCUUGUCUGGCUGCUGGGAGGAUGCAUCGCUGCCCUGGGCUCCUUAUGCUACGCCGAACUGGGCGUCACUAUCCCCAAGUCAGGCGGCGACUACGCCUACGUGACUGAAAUAUUUGGUGGUCUCAUGGGGUUCCUGCUGCUGUGGAGCGCCGUGCUCAUCAUGUACCCCACCACACUGGCCGUCAUCGCUCUCACCUUUUCCAGCUACGUCCUGCAGCCCGUCUUUCCCGAGUGUGCGCCUCCUUACGUGGCCACACGCAUGCUGUCGGCCACCUGCCUCUUGCUGCUGACGUGGGUGAACUGCUCCAGUGUACGCAUGGCCACCCGGAUCCAGGACAUCUUCACCGUGGGCAAGCUGAUGGCCCUGGGCCUCAUCAUUGUGGUGGGCCUGGUCCAGGUCUUCAACGGUAAAAGGUCCUCUUCUUCCUACUGGAGGCUAAACAGGGAGCUCACGUUGUCAUUCUUCUUCUCCACCUUUGCAGGGAACUUUGAGGCGCUGAACCCACAGGUGGUUUUCUCCCUGGACAGGACCCCCUCCGUGGGUCAGAUGGCUCUGGCCUUCCUGCAGGCCUCCUUCGCCUUCAGCGGCUGGAACUUCCUCAACUACGUGACAGAGGAGGUGGUGGAGCCCAGAAGGAAUCUACCUCGCGCCAUCUACAUCUCCAUCCCUCUGGUGACUUUGGUGUACACGCUGACCAACCUGGCCUACUUCUCGUCCAUGUCUCCUGAGGAACUGCUCUCCUCCAAUGCUGUGGCUGUGACAUUUGGUGAGAAGCUGCUGGGAAUGUUCUCCGUCGUCAUGCCCAUCUCCGUGGCUCUGUCCACCUUCGGAGGCAUCAACGGCUACCUGUUCACUUCCUCCAGGUUGUGUUUCUCCGGCGCCAGGGAGGGUCAUCUCCCCAGCCUCCUGGCCAUGAUCCACGUCAAAAAGUGCACACCUAUCCCCGCCCUGCUGGUCUGCUGCACGGCAGCCACGGUGAUCCUUUGCAUCGGCGAGACGCACAACCUUAUCAACUACGUGUCCUUCAUCAACUACCUGUCAUACGGCGUCACCAUCGCGGGCCUGCUCUUCUACCGCUGGAGGAAACCCGCUCUGUAUCGGCCCAUCAAGGUCAGGCUGCUGGUACCCGUGUGCUACCUGAUGUUCUGGGCGCUGCUGCUGGGUUUCAGUCUCUACUCGGAACCGCUGGUGUGUGGCGUGGGCCUGGUCAUUAUGCUCACCGGUGUGCCCGUCUACUUCUUGGGGGUCCACUGGAAAAGGAAACCAAAGUGUGUCGAUAAGUUAAUUGAGACCGUGACCUACGUGGGCCAGAGGCUGUGUUUUGUGGUCUUUCCUCAGUUUGACCCCAUCGAGGUGGUCGACCCUUCAGAGUGGACUGAGCCAUCCGACAGGAGCAGUUUGUCUGCUAGCUCUUAAAAGUCAAACUGGGCACAUCUUUGGUUAUGUUCUGUUCACUUCUGCUGUGAGAGAAUCCUGUGUGGCCUUUGACAUUUUUGGACUUGUGAACAGGACGCACUGACUUUUUUUUUCUUCUCAAAAGUGCUUGACUACAACUUGUUAGUGUCACCACUGUCUCCUCUGCAGCAUCCAACAAGCAUAAAAACAUCACUUCCUCUUAAGCCAGUAAUAUUUGCUAAGUAUUUGUAGGCUAAGGUAGCCUGCUAAGUUAGGCAAAAUGUAUUUGACAUGUUGCUCACUAACUGACUGACUAGUUUAGACUGUAGGACAUGUUUUAAAAAAAGUGCCUUUUCUAUGACAUGCAACCUGUAAAUAUUUGACAAGCACUUUGGUCCUCGGUGGUCCAACUCAUCACCAGUCAGAACCAAGUAGGACUGUGUUUUGAAAGUAAUUUCUUCAUCUAAAGAGCUAAAGAUGGUCGUUUUACAUUUUGGUGUCUUCAUGUUUCCUUUUUCACUGUAAAUUAUUUGUAAAGUUUUCACAGAGGAGUGUAUUUAGAGAGGAUCUUUGCUGAAAGUAACUAUAGCAGCACAAUAAAUAAAUA
Molecule: messenger RNA, 2384 nt
Organism: Dunckerocampus dactyliophorus (ringed pipefish)
Lineage: Eukaryota; Metazoa; Chordata; Actinopteri; Syngnathiformes; Syngnathidae
Gene: slc7a10b
Product: solute carrier family 7 member 10b
Exons: 11
Coding region: 197-1798 (533 amino acids)
Biological process (GO): D-serine transmembrane transport; D-alanine transmembrane transport; amino acid transmembrane transport
Cellular component (GO): membrane
Molecular function (GO): L-amino acid transmembrane transporter activity; neutral L-amino acid transmembrane transporter activity
Source: RefSeq, a predicted model, not a curated record